GUUUCUUUCUCAUCAGUAGUCCACUCAAGAUCGUCACCAAGCUCGGAACUGUCGUUUCCUCAGUAAAGUGACGCGUUGUAAUAAAAAAAUAACAUUAGCAGUAUAAACGCAAGAAUACUGUUAUCAAUCGACCUACCGUAUGUAGCAUAAGCGUUUGCAAUGAGCUACUCGAGGCCAUUUCAGAUUUUCAGGCAUGCCCACUGCUGGGGUUUUUUGCUGGUUUUGGCAAUAACGACUAUUGGUUCGGUACUGGGAGGUUUCCCGAAAGAUUGUGGCCUUCGGAAGCUGCGCACCACCUUGCUGAUUCACGGAGGCCGCGAAACCAAGAUCGCCAACUGGCCCUGGCAUACUGCUAUCUACCAUCGGAAGGAUGCAACCUUCGAAUACAAGUGCGGAGGAACUAUCUUGGCCAAAAAUAUCAUUUUGACGGCUGCCCAUUGUGUUCGGCUGCCGGAGGGUAUCAUCUCCAGCGAACGGCUCGCAGUGCAGGUCGGCCGCAACCGGCUCAACGAGACGGACGAAAGAGCCAAAGAACAUGAGGCGGACGCGAUUUUAGUUCACGAAAACUUUAGAACGGACAAAGUACAGGACGAUAUAGCACUGAUCAGGCUGGCCACCGAUAUCGAGUUCAACGAUUACGUGCAACCAGUUUGCCUUUGGGAUAAGGGGGACGAUCGGUUGUUCUUACGAGAAAACAAAGGAUCGAUCGUGGGUUUCGGAGCGACCGGGAAGGCAGGCUUUUCUGUUGCACUUAAUGAAGCCGAGAUUCCAGUGGUGGACAAUCAAGUUUGCAUCGAGAGUAACCGUGAAGCGUUUGCCUUUACCCUGACCAGCAAUAUGUUUUGUGGUGGUCGGAGGGAUGGGGUAAAUGCCUGCAAUGGUGACAGCGGAGGAGGGAUGUUUUUCCUGUACGGUGAUCGGUACUUCGUCCGAGGAGUAGUCUCAUUCUCUCCCAGCUUGAGCAAUGGUCAGUGUGAUCCUUAUGAGUAUGUCGUGUUCACAGAUGUUGCUCGCUACGUUCAGUGGAUAACUAAAACCCUCAAUGCUACGUUUGUAGAGGCUCCUGCUCGAUCGGACGUUCAUCCUAAGUUGAGAUUAUUGAGUCAGGACAUUUGUGGGUACAACCCGCAGCCGUUUGAUAGCGAGUCAGAGAAACCAGUUUUCCUCACCUAUCCGUGGGUAGGACUUAUCGAAUACACAGAGCAAGGGUUUGGAGAGCGCAAAAUAAGAUGUCAUGCAUUGCUUAUCAGUGAACGCUACCUAGUAACUGCCGCACAAUGCGUUUAUAACACAAAAAAAUUGAAACCUGUGGCCAUUCGGCUGGGAGAAUACGAUUCCUCCAAUGCACAGGACUGCGACCAGAUUGCUGGACAACGUGUAUGUGCUCCCCCUACACAAACCCAUAACAUUGAAACGAUAACCAUCCAUCAACAGUACAACAAGCCUCGGUUCGCCAACGACAUAGCACUUAUUCGUCUUAGACAGCUAGCCGACAUUUCUCAGGACAACGUCAAACCGAUCUGUCUGCCGUUGAACAAGGUGUUGCGUAGCUACAAACCGGCUACCUUCACCAGAGCCGGAUGGAAAGCGAGCUCAUCUCAGCCGGUUAUGCAACGUUCCGAAGUAGCCGUAGUAGAGUCAGUUGCCUGCCAAGAGUUGUACCAUCAAAAUCGAAUAUCGCUGGCAAAAACUUUCCGUCAAAUUUGCAUCGAAAAAGACCCCAACUGUAGGUUCGACAUUACGGCGGCACCCCUGCAAGCUGUCCAAUUGGUUGAUGGGAGCCCUCGCUACGUCCUGCAUGGGUUGCUCUCGUUUGGACCUCUCAAGUGCCAUCUCCAAUACCCGGAGGUAUACACCAACGUUGGCACUUAUCUGAACUGGAUUUUGGAUAACAUUCACGAGUAAUGACGAGUUUUGAUAGUUUUAAAGUUUAUUCAGUUCAUUGUGGAAUAUUUUGAGUCAUAUGUGCGUUCCACUGCAGGAAGCUAGACUAUAUGUGUGUGGUUUUUUUUCUGGUUAGAUUAUACAUGCAUACAUACAUCGAAGGCUAUCGACUAAGCAGUUUAUUCUUUCAAAAAAAAAACGCGUACAAAACUUAAUACUGAUACUUUGCUUCAAAUAAAUACAUCACUAGUAUACUGCAACCUAUUCUAA
Messenger RNA from Uranotaenia lowii, 2154 nucleotides. Its product is annotated as CLIP domain-containing serine protease B15-like. The record is from RefSeq and is a predicted model, not a curated record. Gene Ontology annotation, biological process: proteolysis. Gene Ontology annotation, molecular function: serine-type endopeptidase activity. The transcript has 2 exons. The coding region runs from base 160 to 1905 and encodes 581 amino acids. Lineage: Eukaryota; Metazoa; Arthropoda; Insecta; Diptera; Culicidae.